Messenger RNA from Epithele typhae, 1038 nucleotides. Its product is annotated as carbon-nitrogen hydrolase. The record is from RefSeq and is a predicted model, not a curated record. Gene Ontology annotation, biological process: protein catabolic process. Gene Ontology annotation, molecular function: protein-N-terminal glutamine amidohydrolase activity; protein-N-terminal asparagine amidohydrolase activity. Lineage: Eukaryota; Fungi; Basidiomycota; Agaricomycetes; Polyporales; Epitheliaceae. The transcript is spliced from 5 exons. The coding region runs from base 1 to 1038 and encodes 345 amino acids.
AUGCGCAUUGCAGUCGUCCAGUUCGACCCCAAGAUCGGCGAGGUCGAGGCCAACCUCACAAAGGCCAACAAGCUCUGCGAGACCCUGCAGCCCGACUCGGUCGACCUCGUGUGUCUCCCUGAGAUGAUCUUCUCCGGUUACGUCUUCCCGGACUCCCAGUCCAUCACUCCCUUCCUCGAGGAGCCGCACACGGGCCCGACCUCGCGCUUCUGCUCCGACCUCGCCCGGCGCCUGCGCUGCUACGUCGUCGCGGGCUACCCCGAGCGCCUCCCUGCGGCGGACGUGCACACCACCACAGUCACAGUUGGCGACGCUGCGCCCAAGGAAGUCACGAUCGUCGGCGCGAACGCCGCGGCGCUAUACGGGCCCGCCGGAGAGCCCGUCGGGAUCUAUCACAAGUCAAACCUGUACGACACGGACAUGACGUGGGCGCGGGGCGGCAAGGGCCAAGGCUCCCCUGCGACGGGCGAGACGGUGGAAGGACACGGGGAGACGCCCGGCUUCGCGACGUUCCGCCUCCCGCCACCACUGGGGGCGCUGUCGCUCGCGAUCUGCAUGGACCUCAACGUGCGGCCGCCGGCGGUGUGGACCUCGCUCGAGAGCGGGCCGUUCGAGGUCGCGGAGUACUGCGUGCGGGAGCGCACGAAGGUGCUCGUGCUCCUGAACGCGUGGCUGGACUCGAAGAACCGCCUCGAGGACGACGACACGGACUGGCAGACGGUCAACUAUUGGGCGAUGCGGCUACGACCGCUGUGGGCGAAGGUCCAAGAAGAAGCUAGUUUAGAAGAGGACGACGACGCGUUCGAAGACGAAGACAACAUUGUGGACGGAACGGGCGGGCAGGGGGCGCGUAAAGUUGGCGACGAAGUGAUCGCAGUCGUCUGUAAUCGCUGUGGAGAAGAGAAUAAUGUCCUGUUUGCUGGAUCGUCAACGAUGUUCAACCUCGCGCCAGGCGUCGGACGUCCGAAGGUGCUUCACCAUAUGACACGACGCCAAGAGGGCGUGGAGAUUUGGACGGUUCCCAAUUCGGAAGUGUAG